Vombatus ursinus (common wombat) is the source of this 3111-nucleotide messenger RNA. RefSeq names its product aldehyde oxidase 4-like. NCBI's taxonomy places the organism in Eukaryota, Metazoa, Chordata, Mammalia, Diprotodontia, Vombatidae. The record is from RefSeq and is a predicted model, not a curated record. Gene Ontology annotation, molecular function: FAD binding; iron ion binding; 2 iron, 2 sulfur cluster binding.
UUGACAGGCUGAUGCCUAGGAGUUGUUGAAGAAAUUACUCUCUUAAUCCUUUGCAACUUUCUCCUGCUGUGAUAAAAAGCUAGAGGUUAGCAGUCGUGUUUUCCUACGAUAAUGACCUCUAUUACUUCUCAUCAGUCUGAUGAUCUGAUUUUCUUUGUGAAUGGAAAAAAGCUACUUUCCUUCCUAGUCUGCCUGACAGGAACCAAAUAUGGCUGUGGAACAGGAGGCUGUGGGGCCUGCACAGUGAUGAUAUCAAAAUACAACCCAGUCACCAAGAAGAUCCGCCAUUAUUCUGCCACUGCCUGCCUGGUUCCUAUAUGUUCUCUCCAUGGUGCUGCAGUCACCACAGUGGAAGGCAUUGGAAGCAUCAGAACCAGGAUUCAUCCAGUUCAGGAGAGGCUUGCUAAAUGCCAUGGCACUCAGUGUGGAUUCUGUAGCCCAGGAAUGGUGAUGUCCAUAUACACUCUACUGAGGAACUACCCAGAUCCAACCACAGAUCAGUUAAUGGAAACUCUUAGUGGUAAUUUGUGCCGAUGUACUGGAUACCGACCAAUUGUAGAAAGUGGGAAGACUUUCUGUGAGGAAUCAACUGUUUGUCAACUGCAAGGGACAGGAAAAUGUUGCAUGGAUCAAGAGGAAAAGCAGUUCUACCUAGAUAAGAAGGAAAAGAUGUGUACUAAGCUGUAUGAUGAAAGUGAAUUCCGACCCUUUGAUCCAUCCCAGGAGCCUAUAUUUCCACCUGAGCUAAUAAGGAUGGCAGAAGAUCCCCAAAAGAAAACUCUUAUUUUCUGUGGAGAGAGGGUUAUGUGGAUAUCCCCUGCUAAUAUGAGUGAACUUUUGGAGCUAAGAAUGAAGUACCCUACAGCACCCCUUGUCAUGGGUAACACCACAGUAGGACUAAAUAAGAAAUUAAAAGGAGAAUUCCACCCUAUUAUUAUAUCUCCAACUGGACUUACAGAAUUAAAUUUUGUGGAUUUUACAGAUGAUGGUAUAACAAUAGGUGCUGGAUGUACCCUGGCUGAAAUGAAAGAAAUUUUGGCUUCCACAGUUUCAAAGGAGCCAAAAGAGAAGACUAAAACAUACCGUGCUCUCCUAAAGCACUUGCGAACAUUGGCAGGACAGCAGAUCCGAAACAUGGCUACUUUAGGAGGGCAUGUGGCAAGCAAACAUGAUUAUUCUGAUAUCAACCCCAUUCUGUCAGCAGGGAAGACCAUCCUCAAUUUAAUCUCCAAAGUAUUUUCUCCAGCAGAAGGCAAAUGUCAAAUCCUGAUAGAGGAAUUUUUAACCACAACAUCUCUCAAAGAAGAACUUCAUGACGGAGAGGUUAUCUACUCUGUUGUUAUUCCCCAACUCUCUUCAUCGAUUGCCCAUGUCUAUGUCAUCACAAUUGGCCAUUUGGAAAACAAAAAGAUUAAAUUACUGUUUAAGAGAAUAGGUUAUUGCUACAACAGUCAAAUCAACUACCUCACCAGAGAGGCAUUUCAGUUCCCUCAUAGGGAAUGGGACUUUAUAACAGCCCAACGACAAGCACAGCGUUUUGAAAAUGCAUUUGCAAUUGUUAAUGCUGGAAUGAGUGUCCAAUUUGGAGAAGGCACAAACAUUAUUAAGGACCUUAAGAUGUUCUUUGGAAGGGUUGGUCCUACCACAGUCUCAGCAAGCAAAACUUGUGAGCAGCUUAUUGGCAAACAAUGGAAUGAUGAAAUGUUGAGUGAAGCAUGCAGAUUGGUGCUGGAUGAAAUCCGCAUUCCACCAACAGCUGUAGGAGGCAUGGUAGAAUACAAAAGAACCUUGAUUAUCAGUUUCAUCUUCAAAUUCUACCUCAAAGUGCUAAGAGAACUGCAUAAGCUGGAUCCCAGAAUGUUCCCAGAAAUCCCAGGAACUUCCAAAAGUGCUCUGGAAGAGUUUGCCAUCAAGAUUCCACAGGGAAUACAAAUGUUCCAGUGUGUAGAUCCCCACCAACCUCCCCAAGAUCCAGUUGGACAUCCAGUCAUGCACCAGUCAGGGCUUAAACAUGCCACUGGGGAAUCUGUCUAUAAUGAUGACAUACUCCGAGUGGAUGAAGAACUUCUUCUGGCUGUAGUGACCAGUACCAGAGCUCAUGCAAAAAUCUUGUCAAUUGAUGUUUCAGAGGCCCUUGAAUUUCCAGGUGUUGUGGAUGUGAUAACUGCCAAAGAUGUCCCAGGAGAAAACAUCAAGGAAGGGGAGAUAUGAUAUGCAGAAAAUGAGGUGAUUUGCGUAGGUCAGAUUGUCUGUGCUGUGGUUGCAGAUACAUAUGGCCAUGCAAAGCAAGCAGCUGAGAAAGUGAAGAUUAUUUAUGAAGAUGUGGAACCAAGAAUCAUAACCAUAGAGGAUGCCAUAAAAUAUAAUUCCUUUUUUUUAAAGAAGAAAAUAGAAAAAGGAAAUGUAGACAAAGCAUUUAAAUAUGUAGAUGAAAUAAUUGAAGGUGAAGUCCAUGUUGAAGGGCAAGAACAUUUUUAUAUGGAAACACAAACUAUCCUGGUACACCCAACAAGAGAAGAUAAAGAAAUGGUGAUACACGCAGGAAUGCAGUAUCCAACUCAUGUUCAGAAUUUCGUAGCUGCUGCUUUGGGUGUCCCAAGGAGCAGGAUCAUGUGCCACAUGAAACGAACUGGUGGAGCCUUUGGAGGGAAAGUGACCAAGCCUGCUGUGCUGGAAGCUGUGGCUGCAGUGGCUGCUCACAAGCUCAGUCAGGAGGAGCUAUGUGGCUCAGUGGAGAGAGUUGCUAGUCGAGAACUGAAAAUACCCUCCUCAUACAUACACCUUUCUGAAACAAGUACUACCACCGUGCCCAAUGCCACCUAUACGGCUGGAUCUAUGGGAACAGAUAUCAAUGGAAGAGCAGUGCAGAUUUCUCAAGCUUUCAUGGAUUCCAUCAGUCUUUCAGCUACUGGAUAUUUCAGGGGCUAUCAGACAUAUAUGGACUGGGAGAAGGAAGAAGGUAAUCCAUAUCCAUAUUUUGUUUAUGGAGCAAGCUGUUCUGAAGUUGAGAUUGACUGUCUGACUGGAGCUCAUAAGAAAUCUGAAGUGGAGAUGGCCUCAUCCAUCUUCCUUCUUAAAGCUGGAAGCCAGAAGCACCCAAAGACACUGUAG